Messenger RNA from Penicillium odoratum, 1971 nucleotides. Its product is annotated as putative C6 transcription factor. The transcript has 4 exons. The record is from RefSeq and is a predicted model, not a curated record. NCBI's taxonomy places the organism in Eukaryota, Fungi, Ascomycota, Eurotiomycetes, Eurotiales, Aspergillaceae. Gene Ontology annotation, biological process: regulation of DNA-templated transcription; DNA-templated transcription. Gene Ontology annotation, molecular function: zinc ion binding; DNA-binding transcription factor activity, RNA polymerase II-specific; DNA binding. Bases 1 to 1971 code for a protein of 656 amino acids.
AUGGCCUCUACUCCACUCAAACGGUCCUCGACAGAAGCUGACCUGGACUCUCCAAAGGGAUCAAUUCGAUCUGGAGAGUCAAAGAAACAGGCUCCAAAGAUAUCCAAAGCCCGAGCCUGUGCGGAGUGCAAAAGACACAAGAUUCGUUGCGAAUUUCGAACAGGUGAAACAAAUUGCACUAAGUGUAUUCGCAGUGGAAUUAAAUGUGUGGUGAACGACUUCUCUCAAAAAUUUGUCGACGACGAUGGGAUAUGGAAACACCAAGCAUCUUCUAAUUUGCUGCAGCUGCAGGCAGCUGUUUCGCAACUGUUACGACAUGCAGGACUGCCUGAUCUCUCGUCUUACGGAGCCGGAGAUGGACAAAAUGGCCCCAGCCCUGCCGCCUCACACCAUACUCACCGGCCAUCUAUCGAUACAAUGCAAUCGCAUUCUAUUCAUCAUGACGGACCAGGAGUAGUGAUGGAUGUCACCAGAGAGCCAUCUCAGGAACCGGACCUUCAAGAUCCAGAAUUGGUCCCAGCGCCCAUGCGCAGCCUGUACGAAGUCACUAAGUUGCGUAAUCUGCGCAAUAAUCACAUUGAGGCGCCGAAAAAGACUCUACUCGAGGAAGAUUUCAUCACACGGGGGUUGAUAUCCAUUCACGAGGCGGAGGAGCUCUUCGCAUACUUCAGUCGCACCAUGAACCAGUUACUUUGGGGCGGAAUCAUUUUGGUGCACCGUGAUCUGACAUCCGUUCGUCGCGCAUCGACUCUUCUUUCCGCUGCAGUUCUAACCGUGGCGGCGCUGCAUAUUCCUAAUCGCACGGCCACUUUGAACCGAUGUUACAAUGAAUAUGUGUCUUUAGUGUCAAAUAUGGCUCUUACCCGAGCGCACACUCUAGAUGAUAUUCGAGGGCUCUGUGUUGGUGCAUUUUGGCUGUCGGAGCUGAGCUGGAAACUCUCCGGACAUGCGGUCCGAAUUGCCACAGAAAUGGGGCUGCACCAAAGUUACCAGCGCCUGAUCCGCGGGCAUACUGAUCAGUAUGAGCGCGCUCAGCUGUGGUACCUGCUUUAUGUAUGCGAUCAUCACUUCAGUAUUGCUUAUGGGCGGCCCCCUGUGAUCCACGAGGAUAUUGCGAUUCGGAAUUACGAGACAUUUCUUGAAAUGCCAAUGGUAGCUCCGGGGGAUAUUCGACUAUUGGCGCAGGUUGCAUUGUUCAUGAUCUUGACUGAGGCAUACCGAACUUUUGGUAGCGAUACAGAGCAAGCACUUACCGAGGGGGAUUUUGGUCAGCUACGGGUAUACAAUGUGGCAAUAGAUCAAUGGCGAUUGCUCUGGCAGCCUAGGUCUGCCGAUAGCUCCUAUGUACGAACAUACCCUUCCAAGGGUGUGGUAUUACACUACCAUUUCGCAAAGUUCCAGCUUAACUCGCUGUCUCUUCGCGCUCUAUCACCGUCCAACACUCCUGUUUUCUCUAUGGACCGCAAAGAAUCAGCCAACAUUGCAAUUUCUUCAGCUAUGGCAUGUCUGAAUAUGGUACUCGAGGAGCCCGACAUCCGAGACGCGAUCGUCGGGGUUCCGAUUUUUACACAUACCAUGGUCACCUUCUCGGCUGUUUUCCUGCUCAAAGUUGCCAUCAAUUGGAACUCGGCAUAUCUCAGCAUCAACGCGCGCGAAGUACGCCAGUUGGUUGAGAGGGUUAUUGAAUUGAUGAAUUGCGUCUCCGCGGGUGAGCGACACUUGACCCGACACAUUGCACGUGGGUUAGGUAAGAUGCUAGAGCGAUUCGACACCUGGGAGUCUGGAUGGCAAGGUGGCGCUAGUGACGGGGGUAUACUAGAUGGUCGCGAAGUGCCUGGGGGCGCGAAUGCGAUGGCGCAAGGAUUCCCACCGCCAGAUUUGAUCUACGACAUGGUGGGAACGUAUGGGUUUGGACUUGACGAAAACUUGCUAGACCCGAGUAUGGCAAAUUUCGAUUUCUUGGCACAAUAG